CGCCCGGACGAAGAUUUCUCGCCUAACCCAGAUUCUUCACCCAGACGAAGAUUUCUUACCCAACCUAAAAUCUUCGCCCAGAUAAAGAUUUCUCGCCUAACCCAAAUUCUUCGCCUAGACAAAGAUUUCUCGCCCAACCUAGAUUCUUCGCCUAGACGAAGAUUUCUCGCCCAACCCAGAUUCUUCGCCCAGACAAAGAUUUCUUGCCAAACCCAAAUUCUUCACCCAGAUAAAGAUGUCUAG
Messenger RNA from Trichoderma reesei QM6a, 243 nucleotides. RefSeq lists its product as uncharacterized. The annotation marks the transcript as partial. The record is from RefSeq and is a predicted model, not a curated record. NCBI's taxonomy places the organism in Eukaryota, Fungi, Ascomycota, Sordariomycetes, Hypocreales, Hypocreaceae. The transcript has a single exon.